AUGAGUCGCUUGAACUUGGAUACCACAGUCGGAGGAAAUCGCCAGAGAUAUUCAUUUAUGGAAACACCACUUGAGAUGCACCCAUCCUACAAACGGGAUAUAUCAUCCCCUCCCCCGGCGGACCCGAGUGCUCCCCCGCAGCAUCUUGCAAUGGAAGAAUCACCAAAGCAGCGACAGCGAGCAUGGUCAUACGCACCAAGUGAGAAAGAAGAGAAAUUUCAGAAUCAGGGAAUAAUCCCAGACUAUAACAACUGCCCACCCAUCGAACAGCACCCAGCCAAUUAUGCACCUUUGGUUCAAAACCACCACCACCACCACCACCACCAGCAGCAGCAGCAGCAGCAGCAGCAGCAGCAGCAGCAACAACAGCAACAGCAACAACAACAGCAACAGCAGCAACAGCAGCAACAGCAGCAACAGCAGCAACAGCAAGCCCAAGCCCAAUAUAACACUGCAAUGUCUCCUCAGACAUACGCAAUUGCGCCCGAGCAGCCGCAUGCUCAACUUUAUACCCAAUCCUAUACCCAGUCGUAUACAAACAUAGCCGACCAACAAAGUCGCACGAUGACCCCUCAAACGUACGCAACUCAGCCGCAUGCCAAUAUACCAGAGCAACAGCAGCAUCACUGGCACCAACAGAUUGGCAUGACCAUAUCUCCUCAGUAUGCGAAUGUACCUCAACAACAACAGCACAGCACCCCAAUGUCUCCUCGCCCAUAUACGGCUCAUCCAUAUGCAACACAACCAUACACCCACACCCAGGACCAGCAGCGCGACAUCGAAACAACCCAAUACGCCUCGUACCCUGAAACUCCCAGCUCACCACCCCCGGUCUCGCCAGGCCCACUACCCCAGAAAGUGAACCCCGAAGCCCCAGAGCGAAGCGAAACCAUAUCCAUUGUCCCAGACGAGAAUCCCCUCCAGUCACCCAAAUCCCCGUACUUCCCUCCACCCACCAGAGCGACAACAUCACACGCUCCCCAGCCAGACGAGCUGAGCACAUACCACCAGCCUGGCCAAUCCAUGCAUCCAAAUCAGGAGGAUGAGAAGGAGAUCCAGAAGCGUGAGGAGUACCGUUCUGGCGCGGCUAGGGAACGCGGUGCGACUCUGCUCUCGCCGUAUACUACCCCCGGGCCGAUGUCGUAUAGCCCGCCACCGAGACGAUGA
This is a messenger RNA of Penicillium griseofulvum, 1167 nucleotides long. Its product is annotated as DUF614 domain protein. The coding region runs from base 1 to 1167 and encodes 388 amino acids. Lineage: Eukaryota; Fungi; Ascomycota; Eurotiomycetes; Eurotiales; Aspergillaceae. The transcript has 2 exons. The record is from RefSeq and is a predicted model, not a curated record.